CUUUCUUUCUCCUUUCUCUCAACAGCUCAAGGGGGUGGCUACGCUGGUGCCCCUCCCCCCCAGCCACAGUUUCCUCCCCCUGCCCCGCCCAUGCCCUCCGCUCUGGACUUCAAUCAGCCUCCACCAGGCUUUCCUCCUGGUUUGCCACUGGUCGACUUCAGCAAACCUCCCCCAGGAUUUCCUGUUGAAGAACAGAAGGAAAAUUUGGUCCCAACUGUGCCAUAUUAUGAGCUGCCAGCUGGGCUCAUGGCCCCUCUGGUCAAGAUUGAAGACCACAAGUAUCGGCCACUCGAUCCUAAUGACCUGAGACUCCCUCCACCUACGCCACCCAGUGAGAGGUUGCUGAGAGCAGUAGAGAACUUUUAUGCUCCACCUUCACAUGAAAAGCCACGAAAUAGUGAGGGUUGGGAGCAGCUAGGUUUGUACGACUAUUACAAGGAAAAGAGUCAGUCGGUGAAGCGGAAAGAGACUGAAAUUAAUGAUGGGGUCCGGGAACGCUCUCGCUCCCCCUCUCCUGUCGUCAUAGAGCCACCACCAGAGGAAGAUGAGAAGCCGUCAGAUCAGCCCGUCAGGAGAUACAGGUGGAGUUGAUGUUCUUUUCAUUGUCAGUUUGUUUAUGUGUGUGCUGUGGUAGUAUGUUUUGUAUGUAACGUGAAGUGGUUGCAAAUGAUGUUGGA
This is a messenger RNA of Penaeus monodon (black tiger shrimp), 677 nucleotides long. RefSeq names its product calcium homeostasis endoplasmic reticulum protein-like. Gene Ontology annotation, cellular component: perinuclear region of cytoplasm. The coding region runs from base 91 to 591 and encodes 166 amino acids. The record is from RefSeq and is a predicted model, not a curated record. Lineage: Eukaryota; Metazoa; Arthropoda; Malacostraca; Decapoda; Penaeidae. The transcript has 3 exons. Gene Ontology annotation, biological process: intracellular calcium ion homeostasis.